CCGCGAAGAUGAAUUUUUUUGUAUGCCGUAGAGACGAGGAGAUCUGUUGGCUCCUCCAUUACCAUUUCGCAAUUGCACGUGCAUCUUAGUAGUAUUUAGAGGGAUGCACUUGGACACAGCCAGACACACCCUCUUCAGUCUCCAUUUUCUCUUCUCUUUAUCUGCUUUUCCUAUCUCUCUGUUUCGAUGAAGAGUCCGAAAAUGAGUCCUAUGUAUCAAGGGAAGCGAGGGAGGGGAUGUUCGGUGGAACCAAGGAGCACUGGGUCAAGAGUGCCAACAAGAUUUCAAAUCGAAGCUGGUCUGAACCCCUCACAAAAUAUGAGUCCUGUUCGUAAAGAGUCAUUCCCGACGAAACGUCGUUAUGGAGUGAGGAGGCCUCGUUGUGUCAUUCCCAAUGAGAGAACGAUCGUAACAAGGUCGAUGUCGACGAAUGCUGACUGCAUGAUGGUACUGGAUGAGCGGAAAAAACAUGUGAUAGUGCUGGACGAUGAGAAAAAGGACGUAAUAGUACUGGAUGAUAACGAGAAGAAAGAUGAUGAGGCUAAGGAGGAGAUCAAGGGGGAGGAGAAGACUGAGGCAAAACCUUUAGAAGGGCCUGGAAGUGGUGAUGGGUUGGGUGGGUUGGGUAGGUUGGAGGAUUGGCCGUGGACAUGGACUUACGAGGAAGAAUGGAUGUGGUUGGGCAAGGGGUCUGGAGUGGGGUGCUAUCCACACUGGGAGACAAUGACUGGUGUAAGUGGGCUUGGGAACCUAGAGGAUUCUGAUGAUGAUAAUGAUCCUUGGGGAUUUGACGAUAUCUGGCAGUUGAGAAAAAUCAAAGAAAUCCCAAAGCCUUGAUGAAAUGUGUAUGAACAGCCUUUAAGUAGUUAAUUAUAUGUCUGUUCCAUGAGUGUUUGCUUGUGUCUAUCUAUGUUUGUAUUUUCUGUGUGUGGGAGAGAGUAGUCUAUGUUUGGUAAGUGAAAUGAAUAACAGUGUGAGAGGUAGAUAGAUCUAGGAAAGAAGACUGUGUUGGAGGUGUGAAAUGCAGGUACCGUAAACAACUGUUUUCUUAUAUAUGUGCAUGAUAGUGAGUCAUUUUUAUGCUU
Messenger RNA from Rubroshorea leprosula, 1085 nucleotides. Lineage: Eukaryota; Viridiplantae; Streptophyta; Magnoliopsida; Malvales; Dipterocarpaceae. The record is from the annotation of a GenBank genome assembly.